Molecule: messenger RNA, 410 nt
Organism: Tarenaya hassleriana
Lineage: Eukaryota; Viridiplantae; Streptophyta; Magnoliopsida; Brassicales; Cleomaceae
Exons: 3
Coding region: 12-410 (132 amino acids)
Source: RefSeq, a predicted model, not a curated record
AUGAUGAAAGGAUGGAGAUAAGAGAUCAAAAGGGUAGAGAAUGCGAGAGGAGAGACAAGUAUCGGGACCUCGAGGCUGCUCUUCAUAUUUCCCGGCAGCCGCCACCGCGUCGGUCGUCUCCGUCGGCGGCGUCUGCGGCGGAGAAGGAGAAGGAGCGACUCGUCUCUCUCGACGUCUUUCGUGGGGUUACAGUUGCGUUGAUGAUACUUGUGGAUGAUGUUGGAGGGAUUUUUCCAUCUAUCAAUCAUUCGCCUUGGAAUGGCGUAACCCUAGCAGAUUUCGUCAUGCCCUUUUUCCUCUUUAUCGUCGGUGUUGCUCUCGCCUUUGCUUAUAAGAACUUGUCAUGCAGGUAUUCGGCAACAAGGAAAGCGGUUCUUCGGUCACUGAAGCUCUUUUCAAUGUUUAUUUGA